CAAUUAUUCAUUAACAAAAUGCUGAAAUUCCGGAAAUUAUUUCCACAAUCUUGCUCGAUUAUAGGAAUGGUGCACGUGGAAGCGCUGCCUGGUACACCAAAAUAUGAAGGCUGCGUCGAAAAGAUUGUAAAAAAUGCAAUAAAAGAAGCGUUAAUAUAUGCUGAAUGUUGCGUGGAUGGUAUUUUGCUUGAAAAUAUGCAUGAUAUCCCUUACGUUAAGCAACGGGACACGUCGAUGGAGAUUACAGCUAUGAUGACUAGAAUUUGCGCAGAAAUUAGGAAAAUCACACCACAAAAUAUUGCAUGCGGCGUACAGAUACUCGCAGGAUGCAACAAAGAAGCGAUCGCGGUUGCCAAAGCUGCAGGAUUGCAGUUUAUCAGAGCCGAAGGGUUCAUCUUCUCUCAUGUGGCUGAUGAAGGUUUGAUUGACGCAAGCGCUGGAACUUUAUUGAGAUAUAGAAGACAAAUUGACGCGAAUGACGUACUCAUUUUUGCUGAUGUUAAAAAAAAACACAGUGCGCACGCGAUCACUUCCGACGUGAGCUUGUUGCAGACGGUAAAAGCUGCAGAAUUUUUUCUAGCGGACGGCGUUAUACUAACGGGCAAUGCAACUGGCGAAGAAGUAAACGUAAAGGAUCUUGGAGAAGUGCGGAAGCACAUCGCAGCGAGGCUGCCCGUGUUAAUUGGUUCGGGCGUGACGUUGGACAACGUGGACAAUUACGUGGAUGCGGCUGAUGCAUUGAUUGUAGGAUCGCACUUGAAGACGGCCGGCCGAUGGGAGAACGCGCUCGAUCCAGAAAGAGUUCGAGCCCUUGUCGGAUAUUUGAAAACUCGACGGCAAUGAGACGGUUAUGUUAUGAUUGUAGCGAGCGAGUGAGAGAGUUGAGAGAGCUAUCUACCAGCCGGAGCAACAGCUACCUACGAGGAACUGUUCGACCAGCUGAGCGAAUUCCCAUCUUCGCAAUCAACUCUACCGUCAGAGCUGAGUAACUGCGCAUUCGCGAAGCGGUGCCUCGAGAUUCGCACACUGUGAAGUCGCAUCAAGUAUAAAAACAAUAUCAUUCUAAAAGAAAAUUAUUUAUCAAUCGCGAGAAUUAUUGAGGAAAUUGUACAAACUUUCCACAACAAUUUCUGUAUUAAUUGUUAAGAGUUACGAUUAAGCAUCCUACCAUUGUCCUUUCUCCUAUACUACAUUCGCCUAUACUACACCGCUUUUCUGCUUCAAGGGGAAUUUUCCUUCCACCUCAUUCCACUUUCCUCUACAUAUAUUUCAAGAUCCCCUCUUCGCUACUCCUCAUACAAUCAACUCACUCGCUUUCGCCUCACUCCUUCUCGUGCCUCUCUUUUUCUCUCAAACCCCUCACUAUGACUUCUCCCCUCUCGUCUCACCACCACGUUCACUACGAAUCUCUCCCCUUCCGUUUCACCAUCCUUGUCGCCAACUGCUUUUCACCCCCGCAUCGCCCUCGUCCUCGGGCUUUACGGGUCGCCCAGCCAGCCAGCCAGCCAACAGUCGAAAUCAGCUGACGGCGAGCAGUUGUUACCACGGCUCCUCAAACACAAGACAACGCGUCGUUGAAGAAAAGACGCUGCGACAUAACUGAUAAAGACGUCAAUGACGAUAGAUUUUUUUCUGGUUAUUUUAUUAUAUAAUCAUUCACAUUUGUCAUAAUUUUGGAAAUGAGUUACGAGACGGAUGACAUGUUAAAGAAAUUCGGAUAAGAAGAAAAACUACACCUGUUAACUGCAAAACGAGUGAUGAUUUUUUGUGGUUGCAUUGUUACGUUUUACUUGUGUCAAAGCUGCGUUGUGAUACACGGAUGUGCAGAAAAGUGAGGGAAAUUCGGAUGAGAAAGGAAAAUGAGGUGAUUCUGCGCAAGAAGGUAAAGCGAAACUGACUGAGAUAGUCUGACGAAGAAUUUGUUUACCUUCUUUAUCGCGUAGCGAGCUAUUUUACGACGAUCAAUAUGUGUGCGUGCGUACGUACGUGCGCGAGCUCGCGCGCGCGCGUGCGCGCGUGUGGGUGUGUGACGAGUGCGCGCGCGCGUAAUGUGUGUAGUGUAUGAUGGAAUUAAGGAAAUUUUAGAAACAGAAGAGGGAAAUGAUGGAUUUAGAGCAUCGGACGUAAGGAAGGCUGUCACAAAAACGUUUUCGUAAAUUUUUGUAAAAUUAUUAUUUUCUUAAUGGAAUUGUUUAUACUCUGAUUUUACAAGAAAACAUGACAAACAUUGGAAAUUAGAACAAUAAUUUUGCAGUCUCGACGAAAUUUAUUUAUCAAAAUUUGCUAAAGAAAUACGAAGAACGUUGGAAAAAGACAUCAAUCGAAACAAAUUAUACAAGACUAUUUAUCUAAUUCUUAGAUUUUCUUAUUGUUAUCAUGCAAAAUAUUUUUAUAACUUUAUAAAAUUUAUCUACAAAAUUUUGAACAAAGAACGAACAGGAAAAAUGUAGAAAACAAAACAACUUUGAUUUCGAAACUCAAAUUGCGCUUUGUAAAUUGAUUUAAUUGCUGCAUUUAUGGUAGGUAUUUUUCUUUGUAAAAGAGAAAUUUUUAUAUUAAACAUUUCAAACAAUUGAAAACACAAACGAAUUAAAAGGACACCAGUACAAUAGAAAUAGCAAUUUCAGCAAUUUCAGCUGGAAUUCGUCAAUUACACAUUCAGUUGCUUGUUAUUGCGCAAUUUAUUUAUUAUAAUUAAAGAGAUUCUUGUGUUAAUUGUGUAUUUGCCUGGACGGCCUAACGUACUAUACAAAAUAUAUCUCGAGAAUCGCGAACAAAUUUAGUUACGCUUUAACUUCUCGGAUUCUAGCGUUAGCCGAGUGCUUAGUGCCCAGAAUGAUGUAAGUCAUUUAACCAAUUGUGGAAUAAGCCAGAAUGAUGUCAUGGCAAAAAUAAAUUAUACAAACUUCUCUUUAAUUCUUUCGUCUGUGAAAAUUACUCAAACAUGGCUAUUAAUCAGUUAGUAAUUAUUGUUGAUAAAACGCCCCGAUUUGACAUAUUUAUACAAAAUGUUCCACUGUCAUAUUAAUUAUGACAUUUUUUUGACGAGUUACAUUGUAGAACCUGUUUAUAUUUAUUGAAAAUCUAAUUUUAUUUAUUAUUUAGUAAAUCGUUACUUGUUACAUU
Molecule: messenger RNA, 3126 nt
Organism: Linepithema humile (Argentine ant)
Lineage: Eukaryota; Metazoa; Arthropoda; Insecta; Hymenoptera; Formicidae
Source: RefSeq, a predicted model, not a curated record